Molecule: messenger RNA, 1701 nt
Organism: Lizanozyma spartinae
Lineage: Eukaryota; Fungi; Ascomycota; Pichiomycetes; Serinales; Debaryomycetaceae
Gene: SAS10
Product: rRNA-processing protein
Exons: 1
Coding region: 1-1701 (566 amino acids)
Biological process (GO): maturation of SSU-rRNA from tricistronic rRNA transcript (SSU-rRNA, 5.8S rRNA, LSU-rRNA)
Cellular component (GO): small-subunit processome; nucleolus
Source: RefSeq, a predicted model, not a curated record
AUGGCUAAGGGAAGUAGAAGACGUCAGGAGGACGAAGACGUUGGGCUCAACGAAGUGGAUGCUUUUUCUGCUAACCGUGAGAAAGUAUUGUUGGAAGCAGCAGGUGAAUAUGGAAGAGUUCGCAGCGAUGAGGACGAAGAUUCGGAAGAAGAAGUCAUGGACAUAGGUGAUGAUGAUGGUGAAGAAGAGGAAGAUGAUGAUAACGAAGUCAGCGGUGUUGAUGAACAUGUUGAAGAAGAAGAGGAAGAAGGGUGGGGAGGAAAGAAGAAUUAUUAUGGUGGUGAAGAAGAUUCGGAUAUCGAAGAUCAACGAUUAAUGACAGAAGAAGCCAUAAAACAGCAAAAGAAGCAUUUAAAAGACCUUGCAAUGGAUGAUUAUGUUGACGAAGACAUGUUGGAAGGUUGGAAGAAAACAACUCAAGAUUUUGAGUCCUCUGGAGGGUCUGGGGUUGCUCAACUUGUAACCACUGCUGAGGGAGGUCGUUCACUUAAUUCACUUGAUGAUAACGAUAGACUCACAAUAUUGAAUACUUCAUUCCCAGAAUUCAUACCACUCUUGAAAGAACUCACACAAUUACAAGCUGUGUUGAAACAAUUAGAUGGAAAAGAACAAACUGAAUUUGUGGUAGUGAAAAGGGUUGCCUUGUCUGCUUAUUUAGGGGCCAUUGCAUCUUAUUUUGCGCUUUUCUCUGAACAAUUGAAGACGGACGAAUCAUUUGUGACAAUGAAAGACAAUGCUGUCAUGGAAACAAUAUUGAGUGCUCGUGAAGUAUGGAGGCAAGCUGGUGAGUUACCAGAUGAGGCCACAACCAAGGUAUCUGAGGACGAUAAAUUUGAAGAUGCUGUUGAUUCCAAUGAUGUGGAUGCUACAUCAGAGAGCGACAUAAUGGAUGCAGAAGUGAACGAUGCAACUUCUAGCGAAGAAGAAGUCGAAGACGAGGACGAGGACGAGGACGAGGACGAGGACGAGAAUGAAGAUUUUGAUAUUGAUGUUUCUGCCAAACGUACCAUUAAGACAAACGGUAGAAAAGGUGCUACUAAUGAUUUUGUUGAAGACGCAGUAGAUGAGGUUGAUUUGGAAGAGAAGAAGCGUAGAAAGAAGUCAUUGCGGUUCUAUACCUCAAAGAUUGAUCAAGCAGCAGCCAAGACCGAUCGUUAUGAAAGAUUCACUGGUGAUUUGGACUUGCCAUAUCAAGAACGACUCUUUGAGAGACAACAACGACUUAUUGAAGAAGCUAGAAAGAGAGGGUUGGGUCAAGAUAAAGAUCAAUUUGGUGAUAAUUUAAGCGAUAAUGAGCAUGGAUCUGAAGACGAAGCCACGGCCAAUAGGGUUAACGAAUCUAUGACUGAUGAUUACUAUAACACCAUAAAGCAUCAGAAACAAGCAAAGAAAGAAGGACGAAAGCAAGCCCAUUCCGAAGCUGUUAAAGCCGCACGUGAGGGUAAAUUGGCAGAAUUACUGGAGAAUAUGGGUGAAGAUGGCAAACGUGCGAUCAAUUUCCAAAUUCUUAAGAACAAGGGUCUUACCCCUAAGAGGAAGAAGGAGAAUAGAAACUCAAGAGUUAAAAAGAGAAACAAGUAUGAAAAGGCAAAGAAGAAGCUUAGAUCUGUCAGACAAGUGUAUUCGGAGCCCAAGGGUCCUUAUGGAGGAGAAAAGACCGGUAUCAAGAAGGGAUUAUCAAGAUCAGUCAAAUUGGUUUAG